CCAGUGCAGCCUCCCAGCUGGAAGCCAAUCUCGGCGCCUUCCCCUCUCUCUACCUCCUCCGCCGUCUUCCUUCUCUCUCUGCCGCCCCCUCUUCUUUCAUCUCAUUAUCAAAUCUCGCCUUAAAAGGUCUUCCAUUGCGCUUUGUUUCGGUGAUCGCACCCCAAAAAUUCCCUACUCCUUUCCUGCCUCUCUUCUUGCGAACCGAGCUCAAAGAUCCGUCUUUUGGCCUCUGGUUCGGUAAAGGUGGGAUCUUGACGCUUGGGUAGCUGAGACAAUGUGGGGAAGGAGAUUUGUGGGGGAGCUCUCCUCCUCCUCCUCUUGCGUUGCUGCUUUCUUCCUGCUGCUGCUUGCACUGGAUCAUCCAGGUCUGGUCACCGCCCAGACCCCCAAGGGCUCUUGGCAAACCUUGACCGGUAAUGCCCCGGUGGUAAUAGCAAAAGGUGGUUUUUCAGGGAUAUUUCCUGACUCUAGUGACCUUGCCUACAAACUUACAUAUCUUGCUGGUUCAUCUGAUACAAUCUUAUGGUGUGAUGUGCGGUUGACAAAAGAUGGUGUUGGUGUUUGUCUACCGGAACUUACGAUUAACAAUGGUACAAACAUUGAUGUGGUUUAUCCGCAGGGGAAAAAGAAUUACCCUGUCAAUGGAGUUCCUACGUCAGGGUGGUUUUCUGUGGACUACAGUAUUAAUGACUUAUCGCCAGUUUUAUUAAUGCAAGGAGUUCUUUCUCGAACUAAUAGAUUCGACGCUAGCUCGGUUAUCCUUACUGUUGAAGACGUGCAGAAACAAGUUAAGCCACCAGCCCUUUGGUUGAAUAUACAGCAUGAUAUGUUCUACACGCAGCAUAAUUUGAGUAUGAGAAGCUAUCUUCUUUCUUUAUCAAAACGUGUUAUUCUGAACUAUGUCUCAUCGGCGGAAGUGGUUUUUCUUAGCAGCAUAACACGAACAUUCAAAGCAACCAAAACAAAGUUCAUUUUCCGCUUUCUUGAUAAAGCUGCCAUUGAACCUUCUACAAACCAGACAUAUGGUUCACUAUCAAAAAAUCUCACCUUUAUCAAGACAUUUGCCUCUGGAAUUCUUGUUCCCAAGCAAUAUAUUUGGCCUGUAACAUCUGAUCUCUAUCUACAGCCUCACACCUCUUUUGUCCUGGAUGCCCAUAAAGAAGGACUGGAAGUAUUUGCAUCGGGCUUUGCAAAUGAUGCACUGAUUAGCUAUAAUUACAGUUAUGAUCCAUUAGCUGAAUAUCUUUCUUUCAUUGACAAUGGGAUUUUCUCUGUUGAUGGUGUGCUGACAGACUUCCCUAAAACUGCAUCAGAGGCCAUAGGUUGCUUUUCUCAUAUAAAAGCAAAUUACUCUGAACAUGGAAAGCCGCUAGUUAUCUCACAUAAUGGAGCUAGUGGAAUCUACCCUGACUGUACUGAUCUGGCUUAUCAACAAGCUGUUAAAGAUGGUGUGGAUGUUAUCGAUUGCCCUGUUCAAAUGACCCAAGAUGGCACUCUUAUAUGCAUGAGCUCUAUAAACCUCAUUGAUGUUACUACAGUCACAACAUCACCCUUCAGUUCUCGUUCUUCCGUUAUCCCAGAAAUUCAGGGUGGUCCUGGAAUUUUUACCUUUAAUUUGACAUGGGAAGAGAUUUCAAAGAACUUGAAACCUACAAUAUCAAGCCCGGAAGUAGAAUACCAAUUGUAUCGAAACCCUCGAUAUAAAAAUGGAGGAAAUUUCAUGAAGUUAUCUGAUUUUUUAGAUUUUGCAAAGGACAAGGCUUUAUCUGGAGUUUUGAUCAGCAUUGAGAAUGCUGCAUUUCUUGCAGAGAAACUAGGAUAUAGUGUCACAGAUGGUGUUAUCAAGGCAUUAAAAGAUUCAGGUUACAGCAAUCAAACAGUUCAGGAAGUUACGAUUCAGUCCUCCAAUAGCUCAGUUCUGGUCAAAUUCAGGCAGCAAACAAAAUAUAAGCUUCUCUACAUGGUUGAUGAAUCAAUUAGUGAUGCUGCACCUUCCUCAAUAGCAGACAUUAAGCAGUUUGCUCAUUCAGUGGCGGUAAGCAAGCAAUCCAUAUUUCCGGAAACCUGGAAGUUUGUUGUAGGGCAAACUGAGCUUGUGAAGACGUUGAAAUCUGCUGGCCUGAAUGUAUAUGUAUAUCUGCUAAGGAAUGAGUUUGUAUCUCAACCAUGGGACUUCCUCUCGGAUCCAACAGUAGAGAUCAAUCAGUAUGUUCAGGGAGCUGGUGUUGAUGGCAUCAUUACUGAUUUCCCUGGGACAGCUACAGUUUAUAAAAGAAAUGCUUGUUCAAAAUUGGGUGAUAAAGCACCAACAUAUAUGUUGCCAGUUCAGGUCGGUGACUUGUUGGGGCUGAUGGCUCCUGAGGCACUGCCCCCUGCACUAGCUCCAAUGCCGGUCCUGGAAGUUUCUGAUGUGGUCGAGCCACCUCUGCCACCUGCUUCACAGAAGCCUGGUGGUGGAGGGAAUGCAGGGCCACCUGCUUCACAGCCUUCAGGUGGGCCACCAAGAUCAGUUGUUGCCUCAGCCAUAUCUUUGGCAAUGCUCUGUGGAUCUCUUCUGCUUAUUUGAGAUGAAGCGGACGACCAUUUUUACUACAGCAUCUAGGGACAUCACGUUUUGACUGCAGCAUCUAGGGACUUUUCAUCACAGCUCGAACUAUGGAUCCAGUUAUUUAUUUCUUGACUGCAAUUCUUUUUUCCUUUUCGCAUUUUUUGAUUACCUUUUGCUUGUUCAUCCUUAUGUUCAUUCUACUCAGAACAUCAAGGCUUUCUAUAGCAUGCGAACAUGAAGUGAAUGUAUAUUCUUUUUGUGAAUUUAUGGACUUUUGA
Molecule: messenger RNA, 2826 nt
Organism: Elaeis guineensis (African oil palm)
Lineage: Eukaryota; Viridiplantae; Streptophyta; Magnoliopsida; Arecales; Arecaceae
Product: glycerophosphodiester phosphodiesterase GDPDL4
Biological process (GO): lipid metabolic process
Molecular function (GO): glycerophosphodiester phosphodiesterase activity
Source: RefSeq, a predicted model, not a curated record